Symbiodinium sp. CCMP2592 is the source of this 1260-nucleotide messenger RNA. The record is from the annotation of a GenBank genome assembly. Lineage: Eukaryota; Dinophyceae; Suessiales; Symbiodiniaceae.
AUGCAGCGGCUUGCGCGCGGCUUGAAGCUAGGGCACGGUUUGCGUCGCUUUGCUGGAACCAGCGUGGAACGUGCCGUGACCCUGCGGUGGCCCGAUGGCCGGGAAGCUGGUGCCUUUCUUCCGAAGUUCCUGCGAGAAAACACGAUAGAAGCCUGGGAUGGGAGUUCCAAGCAGCGCCUGGACUUUUGCCUACCGCUUGACUUGCAAGUCAGGGACGUAGCACCAGUGGAGUUCUCGUCGCCUGACUACUCAGGCCCCGCUUUCCGGCUGCAGUUCUCGGACGGUCAUGUGGGCCACUUCACUCCUCCGCGUCCUGCAGAUACAAUGUGGUCAAAUGAACUCCGCCACCAAGAGAAGGUCCUUUGGGGCAGUGAAGAAGCUGCAAAAGUUCGAGGUGAACUGAGCGACAGCCGUGGACCGCUUCGCUUCGAGUGGAAGGAUCUGCAGGAGAAUCCCUCCGUAGCCAGAAAGUGGAUCGAGGCAAUGCACAGUCAUGGACUGGCGCUGGUCGCCGGAUUGCCGAGUUCUGAAGAUAAACCUUUUGAUGGUGUUCAUGCAUUCGCACAGAGCUUGGGCACGUUCCUGGCUCCGAGUGUCUAUGGACAGACCUUUCAAAUCAAGAGCGUCACAAGCCCAAACAACUUGGCAUACUCCAGCCUUGGCUUGCAGAUGCAUACGGAUUUGCCUUUCAACGAGCAACCACCAGGCAUUCAACUCUUUCACUGCCUGCAGCAGGCGGAGGAAGGCGGCGAGUCUAUUGCCAUGGAUGGGUUUGCAGCAGCAGAAUCCCUGCGUCAGCAGGACCCGGAGGCAUUUCAAACGCUUUGCGAGCACCCCAUCGGGUUUCAGGAUGUCACCAAGGACUGGUUCCUGUCUGCAAAGCAUCCCAUCUUUGAGUUGGAUGGCGCUGGUUCAGCUGACGCCUCAAAGCUGCGGCGUUUGAACUUCAACGAAAGGGCCAGAGACUCCUGGCGGCACUGGAAUCCCAGAGCAUCCUUGCAGCAGGAAGAGAAGGUCUAUGAGGCGAUGCUUAAGUUCGAGAAACUCGUCGAGGAUCGUUCCCGCUAUGUCUCGCUGCGCCUUAUGCCGGGGGAGAUGAUAUGUACAGACAACUGGCGCGUGAUGCACUCGCGCUCCUCCUUCUUGGGCUCGAGAUACUUUGUCGGCGCCUACCUAGACUGGGAUGCUGUGAGAGGACGCUGGCGCAACUUGUCGAACACAUUCGAAGCCCAGUGGAAGGACAUCGCCUCCACACGCUAA